Molecule: messenger RNA, 1433 nt
Organism: Drosophila hydei
Lineage: Eukaryota; Metazoa; Arthropoda; Insecta; Diptera; Drosophilidae
Exons: 5
Coding region: 110-847 (245 amino acids)
Source: RefSeq, a predicted model, not a curated record
UCGUCAGAGUUGGCGUCGUCUAAUCUGUUUAUAUUUUCUAUUUGUUGCUUGCACUAAUACUCUUUAUACAAAUUAAAAAGUUGCUUAAGUACAAAAAUACGUGCCACAAAUGGAAAUCGCAGAUACUCCAGAGCAGCAGACUGCGAGAACGAAGCUGAAACAAACGUAUGUUGUGACGAUAUUAAUGCUAUUGUUCGGCCAGGUUCAGGUCGUGGCCAUAAUGGAGAUCGAAUCCCUCAAGCGGUUUCUCACCAAGCAUUACUACGUCAGCUUGAUGAAUUUCUUUGUCAGCUUCAUAUCGAUACAGCUGUAUGUGUUCUUUUAUAGCAUGCUCGAGCGCAAAUCGAAAUGGAUACGUUUAUUUGUCGGAAUCUGGACGUACGAGGUGAAUACCAUUUCAAUAAUGAAGCCCGCUAAGACAGCUCCAUUUAUUUCCCUGGUCGUAUCCUGGGCGCUUACCUUCGUUGUCAUGGCCAUUAGUUUCAUCUAUGGCAACUGCGCUGUAGCCCAUCAACGUGGACUCUUCGUAGUGUCACGCCACAAUGUGAUACGCUGGAGUGAGCGUAUGUAUGUGCUGACGUGCUUUGGCAUCAUCGUCUGUGCAGAGAUGAAGCAUAUAUCGAUCGAGUUUCCGGCGCUCUUCAUUUACACUGUCAUGUCAAAUAUUUUUGUUAUUGUAUUUGCUGCCUCGAUACGAAAGCCGAAAUUUUAUCAGUCGGAGGACAUCGCCGAUCACAUACUCAUCGGUCAGCUAUAUUAUUUGAACAUCUUUGCCCUGUACAUGAGCUACGUGUGGACGACAGCAGCUGGCAUCGAUUUGAUCAAAACGCACUUAUCGUUCAGGUAGCGUCCAGUCGCCUGGCUGGCAGUGUUGCCAUUUCCAUGUAGCGCAUGCGCCUAUGAGUGCUCAACAACAGCUGUUGCACGCACACACACACGCGACAUAAACUUUGCCUCCAUAACAUUUAGUUCGGGAACAUUGCAAAUGCAAAUUGGGAACUUUUUGUUGCCUGCUGCUGCUGCUGUUGCAGAGGACGAGUCAUUAGCAGAUCUUCCUCGUGUUCCUGAUUUGUGCUCCAGUUUGAAGCCAGUUUGUAAUCGACUUUUCUCGUGCUCGUAUUCAUUCGCCAUUCAGUGUUUGGGCCUUCGUCCUUGUCGUAGUUUUUCGUGGCUUAAAAUCGAUAGCAAAAAAAAAGUUUUCAGCGCAGCGACAGAAUAAAAUUUGUAGCAGAAAGUUCGUAGAUAAAUAUGUAAAUAAUACUAUUUCACAUCAAUCUGCACAAAAUGUUCGCGAUUCAUUCAAGCAAAUUUAUGUCGCACGUUCGCCACGAAAUUAUAUCAAAUACAUGCCAUUUCAUAUAGAGGUGUAAUUACAAAAUAUAUAAAUAUAUAUAUAAAUUUAUGUGUAUAAGUGUAUAAUAGAUCUAUACAGA